GGACUUAAGUAAAAUUGGUCGGAAUGGGAAACGCCACCACAGCCUCAGGCAGGACGCCCCUCAGGGUCCUACCUAGCUCAAGUGCUUUAGCGUCAAAUGUGCGCACGCGCAAAGCCACGCCGACAUAACGCCCCUGUGUGUCGUUCCCAGGCCACAGCGGGCAGGGCGGAGCUGCGCCUCGCCGCUCUCACUGUCCUUGCCUCUCGGGGCGCCUCUUUGCGCCUGUGCAGCCCGAUGCGUAAGUGGAGGCGGAUCUUUUCCCGCCCCUCCGUUGGCUGCGGCAGCGGCGCUGCUGCGAUGGCGGCCCUGCUUGUAAACAAGCCCGGUGCCGGCAUCGAGAGCGGGAAGCACGGAACUCGGGGCCCAACCGUCGUUAAGGUUCUAGAAUGUGGAGUUUGUGAAGAUGUGUUUUCUUUGCAAGGAGACAAAGUUCCACGCCUGCUUUUAUGUGGCCACACUGUGUGUCAUGACUGUCUUACACGCCUUCCCCUCCAUGGAAGAGCAAUUCGCUGCCCAUUUGAUCGACAAGUAACUGAGCUAGGAGAUUCAGGUGUCUGGGGAUUGAAAAAAAAUUUUGCAUUGUUGGAGCUUUUGGAACGACUCCAGAAUGGCCCUAUUGGUCAAUAUGGAACAACAGAAGACUCAGUUGGAUUAUCUGGAGAGAGCAUCAUACGCUGUGAUGAAGAUGAAGCCCAUGUUGCAUCAAUGUAUUGCACUGUUUGUGCUACUCAUUUGUGUUCAGAGUGCUCCCAACUUACCCAUUCUACAAAGACUCUUGCAAAACAUAGGCGUGUACCUCUGGCAGAUAAGCCUCAUGAGAAGACUAUGUGCUCCCAGCAUCAGGUGCAUGCUAUAGAGUUCGUUUGCUUGGAAGAAGCUUGUCAGUCCAGCCCUCUUAUGUGUUGUGUCUGCAAGGAAUAUGGAAAACACCAGGGUCAUAAGCAUUCAGUAUUGGAACCAGAAGCAAAUCAGAUCCGGGCAUCGAUUUUAGACAUGGCUCACUGCAUACGAACUUUUACUGAAGAAAUCUCAGAUUAUUCCAGAAAAUUAGUUGGAAUUGUUCAACACAUAGAAGGGGGAGAACAAAUUGUGGAAGAUGGAAUUGGAAUGGCCCACACAGAACAUGUACCUGGUACUGCAGAGAAUGCUCGAUCCUGUGUCCGAGCCUAUUUUUCUGAUUUACAUGAAACUCUGUGUCGUCAGGAAGAAAUGGCACUAAGUGUUGUUGAUGCACAUGUUCGAGAAAAAUUGAUUUGGCUGCGGCAGCAGCAAGAGGACAUGACUAUAUUGUUGUCACAGGUUUCAACAGCCUGUCUCCACUGUGAAAAGACACUGCAACAGGAUGACUGCAGAGUGGUCUUGGCAAAACAAGAGAUUACGAGGUUACUUGAAACAUUACAGAAACAGCAGCAGCAAUUUACUGAACUUGCAGAUCAUAUUCAACUGGAUGCUAGUAUUCCUGUCACUUUUACCAAGGAUAAUAGAGUCCAUAUUGGACCUAAAAUGGAGAUUCGGGUUGUCACUUUAGGAUUAGAUGGCGCGGGAAAAACUACCAUUUUAUUUAAGUUAAAACAAGAUGAAUUCAUGCAGCCCAUUCCAACAAUUGGUUUUAAUGUGGAAACCGUAGAAUAUAAGAACUUAAAAUUUACUAUUUGGGACGUAGGAGGUAAACACAAGUUAAGGCCAUUAUGGAAGCAUUAUUAUCUCAAUACACAAGCUGUUGUAUUUGUCAUUGAUAGUAGUCACAGGGACAGAAUAAGUGAAGCACACAGUGAACUUGCUAAGUUGUUAACAGAAAAAGAACUGAGAGAUGCUUUGCUGCUGAUAUUUGCAAAUAAACAGGAUGUUGCAGGAGCACUUUCAGUAGAAGAAAUAACAGAACUUCUUAGUCUCCAUAAACUCUGCUGUGGUCGAAGCUGGUAUAUUCAAGGCUGUGAUGCCCGAAGUGGAAUGGGACUGUAUGAAGGACUGGACUGGCUUUCAAGACAACUUGUGGCUGCAGGUGUACUGGAUGUGGCUUAAAUUCACAUACAGCCCUUGUUUAAAGUUUGUGGUUAACUGUUAUUUGCACAUGACGGAUUGUAAGAAAUUCUGCAUUUCGAAGAUGGCAGUUAAUGUAGGAUUUGUGUUUACAGAACAAAAAGUUUGUAUCUUCCAUUGGGAAUUCAGUUCUUUUUUUAUACUCAUUAGAGUAAACUAAAAUGUUUUCCCUAGCAGAUUAAGUUGGUUAUAAAGAUACUUUGAAUUCACAUCUUUUUAGGUGAAUUUGGACAUUUGAGUUUAGAUUGCAUUCACUACAAGCACAUUGGAACAAAGAGGAGGAAGGUUAAA
Messenger RNA from Sarcophilus harrisii (Tasmanian devil), 2331 nucleotides. It is a transcript of the gene TRIM23, whose product is annotated as tripartite motif containing 23. NCBI's taxonomy places the organism in Eukaryota, Metazoa, Chordata, Mammalia, Dasyuromorphia, Dasyuridae. The record is from RefSeq and is a predicted model, not a curated record. Gene Ontology annotation, biological process: vesicle-mediated transport; intracellular protein transport. Gene Ontology annotation, molecular function: GTPase activity; GTP binding; zinc ion binding. The transcript has 11 exons. Bases 97 to 2022 code for a protein of 641 amino acids. Gene Ontology annotation, cellular component: plasma membrane; lysosomal membrane; cytoplasm.